Molecule: messenger RNA, 165 nt
Organism: Plasmopara halstedii
Lineage: Eukaryota; Oomycota; Peronosporomycetes; Peronosporales; Peronosporaceae
Exons: 2
Coding region: 1-165 (54 amino acids)
Source: RefSeq, a predicted model, not a curated record
AUGUCUAUUGAAAGCCGAUCUGCGAAUCUCCGAGAUUUGACUUGGAUUAGGAAGCCUGAAAUUCAAGAUUUAGAUUUACAGAAUGAGAGUCAUUUAGACAACAGAUUUUUGCGGUCUAACGCCAACCACGAUAUGCAGAAUAUAAGUUCACCACCGAGGAAAUGA